Messenger RNA from Diospyros lotus (date-plum), 2388 nucleotides. Its product is annotated as pentatricopeptide repeat-containing protein At1g71460, chloroplastic. The transcript has 2 exons. Gene Ontology annotation, molecular function: protein binding; RNA binding. Bases 165 to 2228 code for a protein of 687 amino acids. Lineage: Eukaryota; Viridiplantae; Streptophyta; Magnoliopsida; Ericales; Ebenaceae. The record is from RefSeq and is a predicted model, not a curated record. Gene Ontology annotation, biological process: RNA modification.
UUUCCAGGUCCUGAAGUCAGCACGCAAUUGCCGGAACUGUGACGACUGAUGGCGUGGGACUGAGGGUUACCGGACAAACCACUAGGUUCAAGAGGCCGAAAUUUCUGCCACAAGACCAGCAGAACGGACGCAGCAAUUGUGUAGUCUUUUCUGGGACAGAAUCGAUGGAAACGCUAAGCAGCCUCGCUUGCCUUCUCGCUAGAACACAUCUGAAACCGCCGUUAACUCCUUCCCACGACCACCACUACCGCCGCCGCGACUUCAAAUCGCCAAAGACAUCUCUACAGUCCCAAACACCCACAAAAAAGCACCAUCCUAUCAACACCCGCCUGAAAUCUCCACCCAGAAAAAGGAAACCGUUCAAGGAAGCGGAUGCUUUCCCAAUGUCUCUUCCCCUCCACACCAGGAAUCCAAACGCUAUAUACAAAGACAUCCAGCGAUUUGCCAGGCAGGACAAGCUUAAGGAGGCCCUCUACAUCUUGGAUUACUUGGACAAGCUCGGGAUUCCCGUUAAUCUCACCACCUUCUCUUCCCUUCUCGCCGCUUGCGUUCGCUUGAAGGCUCUGACUGAAGGAAGACAAAUCCAUACCCAUAUUCGGAUCAAUGGCCUUGAAAAGAAUGAGUUUUUGUGCACCAAGCUUGUUCACAUGUACACAUCCUGUGGUUCCAUCGAAGACGCCAAACGGGUGUUCGACGAAAUGCCCAGCAGAAGCGUCUACCCCUGGAAUGCGUUGCUUAGAGGCGGUGUGGUUUCUGGUAAAAGGCAAUAUCGUGAAGUGCUUCGUACUUUUUCCAGAAUGCGAGAGUUGGGGAUUGAGUUGAACGUGUAUAGUUUUUCUUGUUUGAUCAAGAGCUUUGCAGGUGCUUCAGCGCUUGGCCAAGGUCUAAAGACACAUGCCCUUUUGGUAAAGAAUGGGUUGCUAAGCAGUUCGAUGCUUGGGACAAGUUUGGUUGAUCUGUACUUUAAAUGUGGCAAGGUAAAGCUUGCCCGUCGUGUGCUUGAAGAAAUUGAUCAGCGCGAUAUUGUUAUGUGGGGGGCAAUGAUAGCCGGUUUUGCACAUAAUAGGUUGCAGAGGGAGGCUAUAGAUUGUGUUAGACGGAUGAGAAGGGAAGGGAUAGAUCCGAAUUCUGUGAUACUAACUACAAUUCUUCCGGUGAUUGGGGAACUGGGGGCUCGUGAACUUGGUCGAGAGCUUCAUGCUUAUGCUGUCAAGACAAAGAGUUACUCGACGCAAUUAUUUGUUCAGUGUGCUUUGAUUGAUAUGUAUUGCAAGUGUGGGGACAUGGGUUCGGGAAGAAAGGUUUUCUAUGGCUCAAAAGAGAGGAAUGCUAUUUCUUGGACUGCACUGAUGUCCGGUUACAUCUCCAAUGGAAGGCUCGAGCAGGCUCUGAGAUCAGUUGUUUGGAUGCAGCAAGAAGGAUUUAAGCCUGAUGCGGUGACAGUUGCUACUGUUCUUCCAGUUUGUACACGGUUGAGGGCUUUGAGACAAGGAAAAGAGGUUCAUUGUUUUGUUGUGAAGAAUGAUUUUCUUCCCAGCGUAUCUGUAGUUACUUCUCUUAUGAUGAUGUAUGCAAAAUGUGGUGUAUUGGAGUAUUCUUCUAGACUGUUUGAAGGUAUGGAGAAGAGAAAUGUCAUUGCCUGGACAGCCAUGAUUGAUUCAUAUGUCGAAAGCGGGUGCUUGGAGGAGUCACUUUGUGUGUUCCGGUCCAUGCAGUUGUCAAAGCACAGGCCAGAUUCAGUUGCAAUAGCAAGGAUAUUGAGUGUUUGUCGGGAAUUAAAAGCGUUGAAGCUAGGUAAGGAGAUACAUGCACAGGUCCUGAAGAAAGAUUUUGAGUCAAUCCCAUUUGUGUCUGCAGAAAUCGUGAAGAUGUAUGGUGCUUGUGGAGCAAAUGACAAAGCAAAGUUGGCUUUUGAAGCAAUCCCCAUCAAGGGAUCACUGACAUGGACAGCCGUCAUAGAGGCUUAUGGAUAUAAUGACCAUUAUCAGGAUGCAAUUGAUCUUUUCAAUGAGAUGAGAUCUGGUGGUUUUUCUCCAAAUCAAUAUACUUUUAAAGCAGUUCUCUCUCUCUGCGAGAGAGGUGGAUUUGCAGAUAAAGCUUGCCAGAUCUUCAAUUUAAUGACCCGAAGAUAUAACAUCAAACCAUCGGAACAACAUUACUCCAGCAUCAUUGGUCUUCUCACCCGCGUAGGUCGCAUUGAGGAGGCUCAAAGGUUGAGGAAGUCCUAGACAAAUUUGAGAUCGGGUAUGAUAAGAACUUUUCAAAGGUGAGAAAAGCUAGUCAAAAGCUCAAUCCUUGGAUGAAUCUAGCAAUGAUAGGCUCCAAUACAUUAUCAAGUAAUUAUCUCUAAGACUUGAUGCUUCAUUGUUUUAGAUUUUUAGUCUAUAA